AUGGCCGGCGAGCGGCUGGUGGCGGAGGGGAGAGUCAGCGCGUUGAGCUUCUUCCUCGGCAUGUCCAUCAUCUUCCUUCCGGUCAUCGCCAACCGAUACAUCGAGGCCGGGCCCGGCCUGCUGGGGAGCAGCGGAGGACGCGUCACCCUCACCGCCUUCGUCGCCGGACUCAACGGGAUCCUCCUCCUUCUCUACCGGGGGACUCUCUACCAGGUGGCCAUCAGAGCCGCGUUCCUGGGCUUUGCCUUCGGCUGCGGGUUGUUGGUGGGUGUCAGCCAAUCACAGUGGAGGCACUUCGGAUGGUACGUCUGUUCUCUGUCCUUCUUCCACUACUCCGAAUACUUGAUCACGGCGGUGAACAAUCCCAAAAGCUUAUCCCUGGACUCCUUCCUGCUGAACCACAGCUUGGAGUACACGCUGGCGGCCAUCUCCUCCUGGGUGGAGUUCACCAUCGAGAAAACCAUCUGUCCAGGCCUGAAGCAGAUAACAUGGCUGAGUGUGAUUGGUCUGGCGAUGGUCAUCUUCGGGGAAUCUCUGAGGAAAUCUGCAAUGCUGACAGCCGGCUCCAACUUCAACCACAUCGUCCAGAAUGAGAAGUCGGAGACACACACCCUGGUGACCUCCGGGGUCUACUCCUGGUUCAGACACCCUUCCUACGUCGGGUGGUUCUACUGGAGCAUCGGGACUCAGGUUUUGCUGUGCAAUCCGGUCUGUCUGGUCGGCUACACUCUGGCGUCCUGGCGCUUCUUCCGCGAGCGGGUGGAGGAGGAGGAGUAG
Molecule: messenger RNA, 777 nt
Organism: Staurois parvus
Lineage: Eukaryota; Metazoa; Chordata; Amphibia; Anura; Ranidae
Source: the annotation of a GenBank genome assembly